AUGAUCACGCACUUUGUUGUUCCAGAAAUGCUUCCAGACACAAUCAAGCAGCGGCUCAUCACUUGGCUCGAAGAGCACCGGGAACUAGUCGUGUUGGUGUUUUGCUUACCAGCCAGCUUCUUGUUCACGUUGCUACUGAAGGUCAGGGCCUGGCUGAGGAGGCUGGGCGGUGGACAACAGCAUGAAGUUGCGGUUAGGGAGAUACAGAGGAGGGUCCAAGAUUGGAACAAACUACCAGCUAAAGAGCGUCGCCUCCUUUGCACAUCUAGACCGAACUGGCUGUCGCUGUCCACAACAUUCUUCCAGAAGCAUCUGCACCAUCGGGUGCCGAUACCGCUCUACGAAAUCCUAGAGCUAGACGAGCAGGCCAUGACAGUCAAGGUGGAACCGAUGGUAACCAUUGGUGAUAUCACUGAGUAUCUCAUACCGAGGGGUUACUCGUUAGCGGUGACCAUCGAAUUGGUGGAUGCCACUUUAGGAGGUCUCGCAUUCGGCACAGGGAUGUCGACUCACUCCCACAAAGCCGGUCUGUACCAUGAAACGAUCACAAGCUACGAGGUGGUCCUCAGCGAUGGAUCCUUAGUCACGGCAACCGCUGACAACGAGUACGCCGACCUUUACAAGGCAUUGCCGUGGUCACAUGGCAGCCUUGGCUUUCUCGUCGCCUUGACCUUGAGAAUUGUUAAAAUAAAACCUUACAUUAAGCUAAAAUACACUCCAGUAUCGGGGCAGAAGAACUAUUGUGAUAUGCUGAGAAACCUGUCAGGAGCUAACGAAGCCAAGCCAUCAGUGCAUCCCGAUUACAUAGAAGGUACAAUCUUCAGUAGAGAUCGGGCCGUUAUCAUGACGGGAGACUAUUCCGACUACGAUCCAAAAUUGCCCGUAAAUCACUGCGCUAAAUGGUUCAAACCGUGGUUCUAUAAACACGUUGAGUCGUUUCUAGCAAAGGGCGAGACUGUCGAACUCAUACCCUUGCGCGAUUAUUUGUUACGUCACAACCGACCGAUCUUCUGGGUGGUCGAAGACAUGUUGUCCUUCGGAAACGAUCCCAUAUUUAGAUCUCUAUUCGGGUGGCUUUUGCCGCCAAAACCGGCCUUCUUGAAAUUCACAACUACUCCUGGAGUACGCGCUUACACAUUCACGAAGCAAGUGUUCCAAGACAUAGUCCUACCAAUAGCCGAAUUGGAAAAACAAAUUGAAAUAGCCAGUAUAUUAUUCGAGAAGUUUCCUCUAUUGGUCUAUCCGUGCAAAAUUAUAGAUCAUGGGUCAUCAUCGGGGCAGCUCAAGCGACCAGAUAAAAAAUACCUUGUUCCGGGUACAAACUACGCAAUGUAUAACGAUUUAGGCGUUUACGGAGUUCCAGGUAAAGUGAAGGCUAAAAAGCCAUACAACCCCGUAGCUGCUAUGAGGGAGAUGGAGAAGUUCACGAGGGAAGUUGGUGGUUACUCGUUCCUCUAUGCCGAUAUAUUCAUGACAAGAGAAGAAUUUUGCGAGAUGUUCGAUCUAAGUCUGUAUGAAGAAGUGAGGAAGAAGUACAAAGCUGAAGGAGCAUUCCCUCAUUUGUAUGACAAAGUUAAGCCAGAAAUAGAUGUGUUUGCUAUUGGUGAACAGAAUGCGAUACAAGGUUGA
This is a messenger RNA of Parnassius mnemosyne (clouded apollo), 1629 nucleotides long. The record is from the annotation of a GenBank genome assembly. NCBI's taxonomy places the organism in Eukaryota, Metazoa, Arthropoda, Insecta, Lepidoptera, Papilionidae.